This is a messenger RNA of Penaeus monodon (black tiger shrimp), 1006 nucleotides long. RefSeq names its product Down syndrome cell adhesion molecule-like protein Dscam2. Lineage: Eukaryota; Metazoa; Arthropoda; Malacostraca; Decapoda; Penaeidae. The record is from RefSeq and is a predicted model, not a curated record.
GAUAACCCGCGAGGACGGGGGCAUGUACCAGUGCCUGGCCAAGAACGACGAGGACUCGACCCAGGCGGCAGCGCAGGUUGACCUCGGCGACUCGGCGCCUGUGUUGGACUAUCGCUUCAUCAGCCAGACUCUUCAGCCGGGCCCCUCAGUGAGCUUAAAGUGCAUCGCGUCAGGGGCACCAACCCCGCACGUCUCCUGGUCGCUGGACGGGUUUCCUCUGCCCCAGGUCGACAGACUCGUGGUGGGCCAGUAUGUGGGCGUGGGCGGCUCGGUGGUGAGUCACGUCAACAUCACGGGCGUGAGAACGGAGGACGGCGGCGCAUACGCCUGUACGGCGGUCAACAGAGCAGGAUCCACCGCCCACCAGGCGCGGCUCAAUGUGUACGUUACUAAUAGCGGCUCAUCUGCAGGCCCCGCGUACGUGAGACCCAUGUCGGUGGUGACAGCAGUGGCCGGCGAACAGCUCGCGGUGUCCUGCCCCGCCGCCGGCUACCCCCUGGCACAGCUGACCUGGUCCCGAGACGGCCGUACGCUGCCCGUGACGGCGCGCCAGAAGGUGUACGAAAACGGCACACUGGUCAUCACGCGCGUGGAGAAGAGUCGCGACGGAGGGUCGUACACGUGCACGGCGCAAGACAAGCACGGCCGCACGCACUCCGCAACCGCCACGGUGCAGGUCCUUGAGUGCCACGUUAUCGCAGUGCCUCCAAAGCUGAGCAUCUUCACAUUCCGCCGCGACUUGGCCCUCGGGGAGCGCGUCUACGAGGCCUGUACUGUCAUAGGAGGCGACAAACCCGUGCAGGUAACGUGGACGAAGGACGGGGUGCCGGUGAAGAGCAUAGAAGGCGUGCAGGUGCGGAACUUGGACCAGCUGACCACCUUCCUGGUCAUCGACCACCUGUCUCCUCGCCACGCGGGUAACUACACCUGCACGGCCACCAACGAUGCCGCCAGCGCGCAACACACGUCGGCGCUCAACGUAAACGGUAAAUUACUUGUCUCUUAA